CCAAUAAAAGUAUUACCACAAAAACAGUGAUCUCUUUAGAACAUCAGACUUGGAUGAGUGGUACGAGCGGUGUGUUAUCGAGCCCACGUUAGCAUCGCUUGAGGAAUUUCAAGAACGUGAUAGUGGGUGGGCGCUGUCGCGUAUACAGAAUUUGAUUGUAAACGUGAAUAAGUACAAUUCUAUGCGCGCGGGAUGUCACGUGAUAUUACCGCGAGAAAUAAUGACGAAGCGUGCGGUUGUUAACGUGAAAUCGACGGACAUUGCUUGCUUCGCGUGGUCGGUGAUAGCCGCUCUAUACCCCGUAGAAAGAAAUUCAGAAAGGGAGUCAUCGUACCCACAUUAUACAAACGUUUUGAAUUUUGACGACAUUGAGUUUCCAAUCGCAUUAAAAGACAUUAAAAAAUUCGAGAGACUAAAUAACAUUUCGGUCAACGUCUACGAGUUCCAAAAGGAUCAAACUGAAACGUAUAAAAUUCUCCCGCUGCGACUCUCCAACGACAAGAAGGAGAAGCAUGUUAAUCUGCUAUACGUGCAAGAUCCACGCGAAGACAACGUGGGACACUUUGCAUGCGUUCAAAAUCUAUCCCGCCUGGUGGGCUCACAAAUUAGCAGACACAAAUGUAGAAAAUACAUUUGUGACCGGUGAGUAAUAAUUUUAUAAACGUUGUAUUAAUUUUAUAAUAAAAAAAUAAAAAUUUAUGCUAUUUUUUUACAGAUGUUUACAUUACUUCAGUUCUGUGGAAAAGUUGGAUGUCCACAGCGUAGAGUGUCAAAAAAUGAUCGACUGUGCCAUCCAACUACCUACUGAAGACGAAAAAUGGCUGAGCUUCCGCAACGUCAACAAUAAGGAGCGUGAGCCGUUUGUCGUCUAUGCCGACCUAGAGUGUACAUUGGAGAAGAUGGAGAAGAAGGAUAUGGAAAUAUCGUACCAACAGCAUCAUCAUCAUCAUCAUCAAGUAUUUAGCUUGGGAUGUUAUGUACAUUGUUCGUACGAUGACGCAUUAUCGGGGUAUUAGUUUCAUCGCGAUAAGGAUUGCAUCGCGUGGUUCGCUAAACAAUUAGAGAAAUUAGCGCAUCGCGUAAAAUCAAUUUUAUCUGCUAAGGUCCCCAUGGAAACUUUAUCAAAAGAGUAAUGGGAAACAUAUCGUAACGCAAAGCAGUGUCAUAUUUGUGAUAAGCCGUUCGCACCGGAUGAUACACGAGUGCGAGUUCAUUGUCAUCUCAUCGGUCAUUAUCGCGGUCCCGCGCAUUCGCUUUGAAA
Monomorium pharaonis (pharaoh ant) is the source of this 1261-nucleotide messenger RNA. RefSeq lists its product as uncharacterized. NCBI's taxonomy places the organism in Eukaryota, Metazoa, Arthropoda, Insecta, Hymenoptera, Formicidae. The transcript has a single exon. The record is from RefSeq and is a predicted model, not a curated record. The coding region runs from base 699 to 1016 and encodes 105 amino acids.